GCCCAGCCCUCCUGCCACGCCCCGCCUCCCGGCGCUGCUGGGAGUUGCAGUCCUCUGAGUCCAUCCCGCUCCCGUCUGGCCUCCGGGCCUCCCUGCCUUGCCGGUCCCGACAUGCUCUGCGCCACCGGCCGCCUCCUAGCGGCCCGGGCGGCCGCCACGCUGUCCGCCCCGCCCGGCGCCCGGGGCUCUGCGCUCCGUUGCCGGCGCAGGGAACUACUUUUUCCAGAGCACUCCGAGCCGCCAUUUCGUGACUUCUUGGCGGGACGGCUGACAAGACCUAGUGUGCCUCCGGGCCGGAGGGUGAUCUUGAGGAGGGGGAGGAUGCCGCCAGCCACUGGCGGAGGCUUGGCAGGGUCCGAGCUGCGUGCCCGCAGGGGCCGCUGUGGACCCCCGGCGGCUAGGCCCGCGAGGCGGGACGUGGCCGCUGAGGCUGCAGCGCCAAGCCCCAAACGGUCUGCUCUGGGCUCGCAGCGCCUCGAGGCGGCCGGCUGGUGGGCCCUACUGGCCCUGGUGACGCUACUGUCCUUUGCCACCCGCUUCCACCGUCUGGAAGAGCCGCGGCACAUCUGUUGGGAUGAGACUCACUUUGGGAAAAUGGGAAGUUACUAUAUCAACCGCACCUUUUUCUUUGAUGUGCACCCACCUCUGGGAAAGAUGCUGAUAGGCCUUGCGGGCUACCUGAGUGGAUAUGACGGUACAUUUUUGUUCCAGAAGCCUGGGGACAAAUACGAGCAUCACAGCUACAUGGGAAUGAGAGGAUUCUGUGCAUUCCUUGGUUCCUGGCUGAUCCCCUUUGCCUACCUCACUGUACUGGAUCUGUCCAAGUCCCUCCCGGCAGCACUACUCACCGCUGCCCUCCUCACCUUUGACACAGGAUGCCUCACUCUGUCCCAGUACAUCCUCCUUGACCCCAUCCUGAUGUUCUUCAUCAUGGCUGCCAUGCUGAGCAUGGUCAAGUACAACUCCUGCGCUGACAGGCCCUUCUCUGCUCCCUGGUGGUUCUGGCUCAGCCUGACUGGCAUCAGUCUUGCUGGUGCUUUAGGGGUUAAGUUUGUUGGCCUCUUUAUUAUCCUGCAUGUGGGGUUGAACACCAUCUCAGAUCUUUGGCACCUGCUUGGAGACCUCAGUCUUUCACUGGUGACAGUGGGAAAACACCUGACUGCUCGAGUCCUGUGCCUCAUAGUGCUGCCCCUGGCUCUCUACACGGCCACUUUUGCUGUUCACUUCUUGGUGCUGAAUAAAAGUGGUCCUGGUGAUGGUUUCUUCAGCUCUGCCUUCCAGUCUCGGCUUUCAGGGAACAACCUUCACAAUGCUUCUAUCCCUGAACACCUGGCCUACGGCUCUGUGAUUACUGUGAAGAACCUGCGGAUGGCCAUUGGCUACCUGCACUCCCACAGACACCUCUACCCCGAGGGCAUCGGCGCGCGCCAACAGCAGGUCACCACGUAUUUGCACAAGGACUACAACAACCUGUGGAUUAUCAAGAAACACAAUGCAAACUCAGAUCCUCUAGACCCUUCCUUCCCAGUAGAGUUUGUGAGACAUGGAGACAUCAUUCGACUAGAACACAAAGAGACUUCCCGGAACUUACACAGUCAUUAUCAUGAGGCCCCCCUGACCCGGAAACACUAUCAAGUCACUGGCUAUGGCAUAAAUGGGACAGGGGACUCAAAUGAUUUCUGGAGGAUUGAAGUUGUAAACAGAAAAUUUGGAAACCGGAUCAAAGUGCUGAGAAGUCGAAUUCGCUUCAUCCAUCUGGUCACAGGUUGUGUCCUGGGUUCGUCAGGAAAAAUGCUGCCCAAGUGGGGCUGGGAGCAGCUGGAAGUUACUUGUAAUCCAUACUUAAAAGAAACCCUCAACUCCAUCUGGAAUGUAGAGGACCACAUCAAUCCCAAAUUGCCAAACAUCAGCCUAGAUGUGCUACAGCCAAGUUUUCCUGAGAUCUUGCUGGAGUCCCACAUGGUCAUGAUCCGGGGGAACAAUGGCCUCAAACCCAAGGACAAUGAGUUCACUUCCAAACCCUGGCAUUGGCCUAUCAACUAUCAGGGUCUGCGCUUCUCAGGGAUCAAUGAUACAGACUUCCGAGUCUAUCUGCUUGGCAACCCGGUGGUUUGGUGGCUGAAUCUGUUGAGCAUUGUCCUUUACCUCCUCUCAGGAAGCAUCCUUGCUGUGGCUAUGCAGAGAGGGGCACAGCUGCCAGCGGAGGUUGAAGGACUGUCCCAGGUCCUUCUGCAAGGCGGCGGUCAGGUUCUUCUCGGCUGGAUGCUUCAUUACUUCCCAUUCUUCCUGAUGGGCCGGAUCCUCUAUUUCCACCACUAUUUCCCAGCCAUGCUCUUCUCGAGCAUGUUGACAGGCAUUCUGUGGGACACCCUCCUGCGGCUCUGUGCCUGGGGCAUGGACUCCCCGUGCCUGGCCAGGGGCAUACAUGUGCUGGGAGUCCUGAGCCUGCUUCUGGGAACUGCCUACAGCUUCUACCUCUUCCACCCUCUGGCUUAUGGGAUGGUAGGUCCCUUAGCCCAGGACCCCAAAAGUCCAAUGGCAGGACUGAGGUGGCUGGAAUCAUGGGACUUUUGAAGCCACUGCAAGGACUCCAGCCCAGGUCCA
Molecule: messenger RNA, 2604 nt
Organism: Nycticebus coucang (slow loris)
Lineage: Eukaryota; Metazoa; Chordata; Mammalia; Primates; Lorisidae
Gene: POMT2
Product: protein O-mannosyltransferase 2
Exons: 21
Coding region: 112-2574 (820 amino acids)
Biological process (GO): protein O-linked glycosylation via mannose; phosphoenolpyruvate-dependent sugar phosphotransferase system
Cellular component (GO): membrane; endoplasmic reticulum
Molecular function (GO): dolichyl-phosphate-mannose-protein mannosyltransferase activity
Source: RefSeq, a predicted model, not a curated record